Messenger RNA from Lolium rigidum, 2745 nucleotides. Its product is annotated as probable ubiquitin-conjugating enzyme E2 23. The transcript is spliced from 5 exons. The record is from RefSeq and is a predicted model, not a curated record. NCBI's taxonomy places the organism in Eukaryota, Viridiplantae, Streptophyta, Magnoliopsida, Poales, Poaceae. Bases 1 to 2745 code for a protein of 914 amino acids.
AUGGACGUCAUGAUGACAAGUCCGGACAUCCACCAGCACGAUCUGGUGAGUUUCGGGCCCGGGCUCCGCGACCGCGGCGUAGUUGAGGUCGAGGGCACCGAGGUGGACACGUUCCAGAUUCUCCGCCUGGACAACUCCGUGGUGACCAAGAAGGCCAGCGACCUCACCGUCAUUGACAGGAGCUACCUGAACAUCGCCCAGGUGGUCGCCUCGGCGUCCGACGAGGGCGGACAGAUCGGCGUCGUCACCGGCGCCACCAGCGUGCUCGACCUGGUCAAGCUCGACGAGCGCGGCGAAGUGGUUGAGGCCUUCAGCGGCGUGUCGCCGUCUCGCCUGCGGCGCGUCAGGGCGCUCGUCCUCGGCGACCUGGUCGUCUCCGGGCCGUGGCUCGGCCAGGUCGCCGAUGUGUCCGUCGACGUCACGGUGUCAUUCGACGACGGCGCCGUCUGCAUGGUCGCCGACGCGGAGAUGAUGCUACGAGUAGCAGCGGAAUACAAGAACCACCAUUACCUCCCUCAGAGGAACAGUCGUUUCUACCCGGGGCUGCGGGUCGGCCCAAGUACUGUUUUCAAGGACGCCAGGUGGCUUCGUGGGCACUGGCACGCCGACCGCGAUGUAGCCAUAGGCACCGUCGUGAAGGUGGAGAUGUCCGGCGUACUCGUCCAUUGGAUCGCCUCGACACACUGCGGCACCGACCGGCUGCUCGUCGAGGAAUCCGCUCCUCCGGCUUACCAAAACCCUCAUGACUUGACCUUCUUCUGCAUGGCUUACAACAAUUGCGGUUGGGCGCCAGCUGACCGCUGCUUCUUUACCGAGCCCAGUUCGGCCCAUGGUGAAAUAGCUUUUGCUCAUGAUCCUCAACAGGAGGAAGAGCGACAGCACGAUGCAUGCUUGGAUAAGCUGGAGCUGCCCAUGAACGUCGCCAAGACCCACACCUAUGUCGACGUGCUGUGGCAGGACGGCACACAACAACAUGGCGUGCCAUCGGAGUCCAUGGUCCCUUUGCACAUCAUCAACGACCAAGACUUUCUACCUGGUCACCACGUGGUUGACAGUGCAUUUCUCGACGGCGGCGCAACCGCUAGUACCAUCAACGGUGACAUUGCUUUAGAUGGUAGUACCAAACCGGCAAGGCGUGUUGGUGUCGUGAGGACUUUUUGUUGCAGGGACCAGACGGUAAAUGUGUCAUGGUUCAAGGCCACGGCGUGCCCUAGCGAGGCUAGGGAGGUCGAGUGCAACGAGACCGUGAGCGCCUACGAUUUGGAACUGCAUCCUGACGACCUUCCUAACCUAGGAGAUAUUGUUGUUCGACUCCUUCCAUCAAGAUCAUCUGACCGCGGAACAUCAGUACAGUCAUGGAGCAACACGAAGAAGAAUGCCGAUCUUUCCUGGGUGGGACGUGUUAUUGACCUUCCUGAUGGCCAUGUGCAAGUCAAGUGGGGCGACAGAAGCAUCUCAACGAGCAUGCUGCAGGUGUUGCUCCAUGAGAUCGUUGUUGCCUACCAGGACGACUACAUGGUAUCACCAAACGAAGAAAUAGAUGAGGACAGCAGCACGGAGGAACCUGAAGAACCAACCGCCGCCGACACGGACAAUGAUCCAUGCAACCCAGCAGAGGAUGGCGAUGCUGAGAGCGACAGUGGUGAAGCCAACGAAGACAGGACGCCAGAGACGUUUAAAGGCCGGUUCAGUUCUUUCAUCUGGUAUUUGCUUCGAUUUACCGGCGAAGUGUUGUCCCGGGGUAAGGGGUUUGUGACAAUAUGGUCUCUGUCGUGGUUCCCACGUUCGAAGUCACCUGUAGCCACCAAGGAGAACCUUGGAGCGGGAGAGGAAAAGAUUGCUACAGAUGCUAUCAGUGGCGACCUAUCUUUCUGUUUCUCACAUUUUGAUAUAGUGCAUAGCCCUCCGGAUCACCAUUACAUUGACAGCGCAGACGAGGGUGCUAGCCGUGGAAAGCGUUGGCUUAAGACGGUACAAAAGGAAUGGAAAAUUCUAGAAAAAAACUUGCCAGAGACCAUCUAUGUGCGUGCUUUCGAGGACCGGAUGGACCUUCUCCGGGCAGUGAUGGUCGGUGCGCGUGGGACGCCAUACCAGGACGGGCUAUUCUUCUUCGACCUCCAGCUGCCCCCGUCCUACCCAGCCGUGCCACCCCAGGUUUACUACCACUCCUUCGGUCUACGUCUCAAUCCAAACCUCUAUGAGUCCGGCACAGUGUGCCUCAGCCUGCUCAACACAUAUGGCGGCGAGGGAACUGAGGUGUGGUCACCGGCGGCGUCGAGCCUCCUCCAAGUCCUUGUGUCCAUCCAGGGCCUUGUCCUUAAUGACCAACCUUAUUACAACGAAGAUGGCUAUGAGACCCUAGUAGGUACACCAUUCGGCCACCGCAACGCGCUGCCUUACAACGAGAACGCUUAUCUUCUCACCCUCCGGAGCAUGCUCCACCUGCUACGCCGGCCACCCCAAGAAUUUGAGGGGUUCGUAAAGGACCACUUCCGCCGCCGGGGGAGGUUGGUGCUCACGACUUGCGAGACGUAUUUGAAAGGAUGUGUUGAUGAAACAGUCUUGGGAGAUGACAAUGCCACCGUGGUGAGCAGGGAGCGACCUUGCUCGGUUGGGUUCAAGCUUGCUCUAGCCAACGUGAUACCGACCCUCGUGGCAGCCUUCAUAGAGAUCGGCGCCGAGGGCUGCCAAGAGUUCCAGGAGAUGAGAGUCUCAUUGCCACGUUCUCUAAGCACCACUCAAUAG